Limulus polyphemus (Atlantic horseshoe crab) is the source of this 2476-nucleotide messenger RNA. RefSeq names its product transcription elongation factor SPT6-like. The transcript has 5 exons. NCBI's taxonomy places the organism in Eukaryota, Metazoa, Arthropoda, Merostomata, Xiphosura, Limulidae. Gene Ontology annotation, biological process: nucleosome organization; positive regulation of transcription elongation by RNA polymerase II; mRNA transcription by RNA polymerase II. The record is from RefSeq and is a predicted model, not a curated record. Gene Ontology annotation, molecular function: nucleosome binding; histone binding. Gene Ontology annotation, cellular component: transcription elongation factor complex. Bases 67 to 969 code for a protein of 300 amino acids.
AUACUCAUUUCUCAUUUCCAGGAGUUUGAAGAUCUGGAUGAAAUAAUUGCCCGUCACAUUCAGCCAAUGGCUGGCUUUGCUCGAGACCUAGUCAACUUCAGGUAUUACAGAGAAGCUGAUGGUGGUAAACGUGAAAUGAUGGAGAAGCUGCUUGCAGAAGAGAAGAAGAAAAAUCCAUCAAAAAUCCACUACCUGAUUUCUGCUUCCAAAGCUUACCCUGGAAAAUUCCUUCUGUCUUACCUCCCUAGAGUUAAGGCUCGUCACGAAUAUGUUACUGUAAAUCCUGACGGCUUUCGCUAUCGACAGCAAGUCUUCCAUUCUGUAAACUCUCUAUUCAAAUGGUUCAAAGAGCACUUUAGAGACCCUAUCCCUGGCACUCCAGGAACUAUGUUGUCUGCUCGCACCCCUAUGGGCCACUCAUCCUAUAUAGGGGCCACCCCAAGCAUCAAUCUUGCAAAUGUGGAUCCACAAGCUAUUCAACGAGCUGCUGCCAACUUGCCCAACUCCUUAUUUAACACGCUGUCACAGGUUGCUGGACAAACUCCAUCAUUUCCUUCUGGAACUUCAAACUAUGGGGCCAGUUUUAGUGGUGGUUAUGGCUAUCAGCCAUAUACUCCAUCACAGCCUAUAGCUACCCCCAUGAUGACUCCAUCGUAUCACGGUAUUACCACGCCAGCUCAUUCUAUUCCUGCCACAACUCCUCGAUACCCUCAGACACCCCAGUCAAACUGGACACCUCAUCAUCCAAGUCAGACCCCAGCACAUAGAGCAACUCCCAAAGCCAACCUUUCUGCUGCAGACUGGAAAAAAAUGGCAGAACAAUGGGCCAAAAAGAGGCAAGAACAAGAUCACAAGGGAUCCAGAGCACUGACCCCCAGAACUCCUGGAGCAGGACCAUAUGGAUCUGGAAGCCCUAUGGUGGAGUCCACACCGGCGGGUGAUGCUACACCACUCAUUGACGAACACUGACCAUGAAUGUUGUCGGUUAUUUCAUUUCGUUUGUAUAAAGCUCAAACUGUAAUGUAACUCAUAUUAAUUUCUGAAUCCAAUAUAGAUUUUAUAGAUAAUAUCCUUAAUCUGUUUUUGAAUAUGUGUAAAUCUUCAUUACACCUGUAAUAAUCUGUUUGACUGAACUGUUAUUUUAUGGAUCCUCUUACAAAGCAGAAAUAUGUUUAGUCAGGUUAACAAUGAAGAAAAUUUUAUUUCAAUGUUUGUUGAAUGUUUAUGCCUCAAACAAAUCAAUUUUUCAAUAUUUUGUGUACUAUAAAUAAAAAUGGAUAUUUUUGAAAAUCUAAAAGACAAAAGUAAUACACAGCUUACAAGGAUUUUCAGUCAUUCGUCAGGAUUUUUAUAGUCAGAUAUUUGUAUGCGGCAAAUGAUAUUCUUGGUGUUGUGCAUGUGUGAAAAAAAAGAGAAUCUUCUUAUGAAUUUUACAAAAAAUGUAAUUGAUCGGGACUUUGAUACUUUUGUAAUAGCUUUUUUGGUUGCAUUUGGUGUUCCUACUAAUAUUGGCAUAAUAAUAUUUUUGUGUAUGUAAUUUUAUGAAUAAGAUGUGACCCAAGAAAAUGUUGAAUUGCAAUUAAUUUUGAAACACAAAGUUAAGAGACCAUUAUAUUGACGUGUAAUGUAGUUACUAUGAGUUAAUGUUUCAGUUCAGUAGUAAAUAUCACUUCUUUCUGAUAUAAUAUUAAAUUAGUCAUCUUUUUUGUUGUUCUUUACAAGAAACUUCUGUUAACUUGUAAAAAAUACAAUUUCCAAAUGCUCAGUUUUUGAAUGGUGCAAGCUUAAAGUUAUUUAUCUCAAACUAUAUCUUGGAGAAUUAGACUGUGUGAUCAUGAAGUGUAAGAAUAAGUGGAAUCUGGUGUGUUAGUGGAGGAUAGCUCUCUUUGUAUAUAUUUUUACUGUUUCUACCAGUUUUGAAAAAUAAAUGUGUAAGUGUAUUUGUAUUUCACUUUUUCAAUGUGGUAGACAGUGAUAGUUUCAUGUAUUGGAUUCAUUUAUUGACUCAAGAUUGUAUUUUUGCGCAUCUUGAAUUUCUGUUCAAGAUCAUGUAAAGUCUUGCAUGAUUGAAGCAGUGUGUAUGAAAUGAAGUGUAGGUAAAUAUUUGUAAUAACUUAAACUAAUACUUCCUAAACCUUGGUUAGUGAGUCCAAAUAAAGCUAAUUUAUAUGUAUCUGUAUUUCCAAAUGGACUUAUGUGAUGUGUGCUUGCUGUUUUCUGGUUAAACCAAAGUUUUACAGUUUAAAAGUGAACACUAAGAGAAAAUAUUGCUCACUUAAAUCACUAGAUUUGAAAUAUUUGUAAAUUUCUGUUGAAACAGCACAGUUAUAUACAAUAUGAUAUUCAACAAAUUGGCAUCAGUCUGAUGCACAUCAAUGUGGAUUUGUUCGUCUCGAAUAUAGGAAUUGAUAAAAUAUUGGAAGCAGUUCAGAUUUGAAAUACACAUUCCUAUCAUUUGCGAUCUGGAAAAUUGUAG